Zalophus californianus (California sea lion) is the source of this 974-nucleotide messenger RNA. It is a transcript of the gene MRPL36, whose product is annotated as mitochondrial ribosomal protein L36. The coding region runs from base 543 to 881 and encodes 112 amino acids. Gene Ontology annotation, molecular function: structural constituent of ribosome. The record is from RefSeq and is a predicted model, not a curated record. NCBI's taxonomy places the organism in Eukaryota, Metazoa, Chordata, Mammalia, Carnivora, Otariidae. Gene Ontology annotation, biological process: translation; ribosome biogenesis. The transcript is spliced from 2 exons. Gene Ontology annotation, cellular component: ribosome; mitochondrial large ribosomal subunit.
CGGAACGGCGGGUGUACUGAGUUCAUUGUGGGCUCUGGCGAUGGGUAGAUGCGGGCUCGCUGGAGUCGUUCAACUUUUAUUGGAAUGUUUCAUAAUAAAAGGUUGGAGGGGGGAAAAAAGAUAUUUGACUGCAACUAGUUAGGACGACUGCUUAUCUCCACUGCUUCCAUGAGCCUUGCCUCCUUUCCCCCAGGAUGUCCACUUAAUACAGUGGGUUCUUCUAGAUUUUGCUUUGACUUCAGUAUUCGCCUGUUUUCUAAAAAUGUCUAGUUGGUUGUGGUUUCUUUUGCAUUCUAGAUACCUAUUUCCGUUCCCAUUUUGACAUUCUCCAAAACCAUUGACACCCUGUGGCGGGAAGGGGUCCCAGGUGGAGAUCAAGGGCGCGCUGGUGACUCCGCCUCGGCGCCCGGCACCGGGGGGAUGGCCACGUGGUCCUGCCGCCAUCUUUCUUUCUGGCGGACACUCCGGACGGUGGCGUCCCCGCCCCAUUGCGCAGGCGCUUUGCGGGGCGUGCUUCCGGCCGCCGUGGUCGCCUUCUCAGCAUGGCAUCCGUGCUGGUGACGAAGAUGCUGGCGUCCGCCCUGAGCCCGCUGCUCCGUCGGAGGCCUCCCCCGGCGAUGCCCCGCGCGCUCUCCACUCUGCUGCCCGGACCCCUUCACGCUGCAGGUGCCGCUGGUGCGAAGCCCAGGGCGUGGGGGCCCGCGGGGCUGCCCGGCCGCCUGCUGCCCGGCCUGCAGCUGCCCGGCCUGCAGCUUGCCCUGGGGUUCAAGACCAAGGGCGUCAUCAAGGAGCGCUGCAAGGACUGUUACCGGGUGAAGAGGCGCGGGCGCUGGUUCAUCUACUGCAAAACGAACCCAAAGCACAAGCAGAGGCAGAUGUAGUUCCGGUCACUAAAAGAACGUGCAGAACUGCAUCACUUCCUUGAGGAAUGGUCCCUCCUAUCGAAAGAAAAAUAAAACGUAAACACUGCCUAA